Messenger RNA from Merops nubicus (carmine bee-eater), 2110 nucleotides. Its product is annotated as target of Nesh-SH3-like. Lineage: Eukaryota; Metazoa; Chordata; Aves; Coraciiformes; Meropidae. Gene Ontology annotation, molecular function: protein binding. The annotation marks the transcript as partial. The transcript has 19 exons. Gene Ontology annotation, biological process: positive regulation of cell-substrate adhesion; extracellular matrix organization. The record is from RefSeq and is a predicted model, not a curated record.
CUCCUAAAGAUACACGUCAUGGGCCUUCCAAACCUAAAACCUCACCCAGUCCACGUGUUCCUCCAACUAGAGCAAGUCCAAAAGAAAGCCGACGAGUCUCUUCCAAGCCCAGAGCAUCACCAAGUCCAGAUGUGCUACACCAAAAACCUGUUUUGACACCUACUCCCUUUACAGUUGAACAACCAAAGACAGAAACAGCUCCAACUGAAAAACAGUUUAUUCAUACCAAACCAAAAACAUCUGGAAUACCAAGAGUGCCACACACCAAACCUGCUCCAAAAGAAACACCGCUCAUUCCUUCCAAACCCAAACCAUCUGUCAAGCCAGAAGUCUCACAGACUAAACCUGCUCCAAGGGGAACUCACCUGGGAUCAAUCAACCUCAUAACCGUUCAUGUUGUGGAUGGAUCCAAAAUGACUUUGGUUCCCAAUGAAACGUACCAGAUUUCACCCAAACCCAAAACUGCCUCAGCAACUGAAAUUCCACGGCUCAGUUCAGCUCUUGGUGAAACCACCCUUGCACCAGCUAAAGCAAAAACACCUGGACUGCCAAAGUGGAUUGUGCCAACGACAGAUGAUGUAUAUGCACCUGAGGAUAUCACCAGACAAACUGGCAUGGAUGUGAAAAAACCUUGGCAAUAUAGUGACACCUGGGAAAAGCCUAUUCAUGCAACGACGUCUCCUGGCCCUCAGCAUCCACCUGUACCUCAUGCCAAGCCUACACCAAUGCGAAGAAAACCUCUGCCUCCCAACACUGUGACUGGUAAACCAGGUGGUCCAGCUAAACCUGCUGGACCAACACCACCUGUUAGGACAGGAACAUCAUAUAAGAUGCCAACAGCUUUUGCAACCCCAGAAUAUUAUGUUGAUGCAACAGUCUUCAGCUCAAGUCCUACAUCAGAAACAGAUUCUUCAGGCAAACCAAGGUACCAAGCUCCCCACGUCAAGUACAUGAAGAAAGAUGAUGAUGUGCCUUGUUCUAUCACAAGCUCUCUUGAACAUUUUCCUCAAGAAGAAGCUGGCAGCAAGGAAGAAGCAACUCGUCCUCCACAAAAUCCUCCAACCAACCUCACAGUGGUGACUGUUGAGGGCUGUCCAACUUUUGUCAUUUUGGACUGGGAAAAACCAGACAAUGACACUGUUACUGAGUAUGUGGUCGUGUCAACUGAAAAUGGAACCAGUGAUGGUGAAAAGGAGAAAUCGAUUAUCACUACAAAUCAAACCCAUUCUACUGUGGAAAACCUAAAACCUAACACAAGUUAUGAAUUCCACGUGAAACCUCGAAACCCUCUUGGUGAAGGUCCAAGUAGCAAUGUCGUGGCAUUCAGUACUGAGUCAGCGGACCCAAGAGUGAGCGAGCCAAUUUCAAUGGGAAAGGAUGCUAUCUGGACUGAAAUCCCCUUCAACUCAGACACCUAUUCAGAAUGCAAAGGGAAACAAUAUGUAAAGAGGACUUGGUACAAGAAGUUUGUAGGCGUGCAGCUUUGUAACUCUUUGAGAUACAAGAUAUACCUCAGUGAUUCACUUACAGGAAAAUUUUAUAACAUAGGAGACCAAAGGGGCCAUGGAGAAGAUCACUGCCAAUUUGUAGACUCAUUCUUAGAUGGAAGGACAGGACAGCAAGAAGAUCUACCAGUUAAAGAUGGAUUUUUCAGGGCAGUUCGUCAGGAACCUGUCAAAUUUGGAAAGAUAGGCGGGGAGACCCAAAUUAACUACGUUCGCUGGUACGAGUGUGGCACGUCGAUCCCUGGGAAAUGGUAGAUGGGAGAUGAACUUGGUGAAAAGGCCCAGCACUUCCCACCCCUGCCCAGCUGCCCAAGGCAGGCUCAGAGAUGGAAAUGUUUAUGGUCUGCCUGGCACUUCAGUUCCCUGGUGUGCAAGGGUUUAUGCAAGUCCAAUGCCAAUACUGCAUUAAUUGUGUAAUAGCGUUAGGCUGCUUACUGUAGUUAUCCUGUUUGACAAAUUUUAGAUGAAAAGAAAAAUCCCAGACAGGCUAGGGACAUGUUGUAGGAUAAUGUAUAGGGAAGCUGGCUCCCUAUUCUUGAGGUAUGGUUUCUAUGGUAUUUUAAAAGAUACGGUGUGUAUAUUAUUUAUCAUCAUGUUGUAAUAAA